Pelodiscus sinensis (Chinese soft-shelled turtle) is the source of this 2860-nucleotide messenger RNA. The record is from RefSeq and is a predicted model, not a curated record. Lineage: Eukaryota; Metazoa; Chordata; Testudines; Trionychidae.
GGGGCUCUGACAGAAAUGGUGACAGACAAAGCAAACCAUCAGCUUGAUUUAUUAUUGGUAAGGGACGGGAUCCCUGGAAUGGCAGGGACUCAGCGCUGGCCGGGGGAUUGUUUUGAUGUGCAGGUCUGUGGUCUGUGGGGUACAAGACUGAUGGAAGAAAACACGAGCAGAGAGAGAUACCUGAAGAGUGUUUUACGAGAACUGAUCACAUAUGUGAUUUUCGUUGUGGUCUUGUGUGUCUUGACGUAUGGGAUGGUGAGUUCCAGUAUGUACUAUUACACUAGGGUAAUGUCCCAGCUGUUCUUGGAAACACCUUUAUCGAAAAUGGAGAAAACCAAUUUCAAAACCUUAUCCACCAUGGAAGACUUCUGGAAGUUCACAGAAGGCCCUUUGCUGGAUGGUUUGUACUGGGAGAUGUGGUACAACAAUAAAACCACGACAGAAAACAGAAGUUUCAUUUAUUAUGAGAACCUGCUUUUGGGGGUGCCUCGUAUUCGGCAGCUGAAAGUAAAAAAUGGGUCAUGCUCAAUACCUGAGGAUUUAAAAGAUGAAAUUAAAGAGUGCUAUGAUGUUUAUUCUGUUGCUAAUGAAGAUACUGAUCCUUUUGGGCUCCAAAAUGGAACAGCUUGGAUUUACACCAGUGAACAAGAUUUGAAUGGGAGUAGCCAUUGGGGGCUGAUUGCCUCAUACAGUGGGGCUGGUUACUAUCAGGAUCUGUCAAGAAGCAGAGAGGCGACUGCAGCACAGAUUGCUAACCUUAAGAAACACUUGUGGCUGGAUAGAGGAACAAGGGCCACCUUUAUUGAUUUCUCUGUAUAUAAUGCGAACAUCAAUCUAUUCUGUAUUGUCAGGUUAUUGGUGGAGUUUCCAGCAACUGGAGGUCUCAUUAGUUCUUGGCAAUUUCAGCCAGUGAAGCUUACCCACUACAUUUCUACUUUUGAUUUCUUCCUGGCAGCCUGUGAAAUGGCCUUUUGUCUCUUCAUGCUUUAUUAUAUAGUAGAAGAGAUCUUGGAAAUACAUAUUCAUAAACUGCAUUAUUUCAGGAGUCUCUGGAAUUGUCUUGAUAUUCUCAUCAUUAUGUUAUCAGUAGCAGCUAUAGGAAUUAAUAUAUAUAGAAGGUCAACAGUGGACAGGUUACUGAAGAAACAACUGGAAGAUCAAAAUACUUUCCCCAAUUUUGAACCUUUGGCAUAUUGGCAAAUACAAUUCAACAACAUUUCUGCUGUCACUGUGUUUUUUGUCUGGAUUAAGCUCUUCAAAUUUGUCAGCUUCAACAGAACAAUGAGCCAGUUAUCUACCACUAUGUCUCGCUGUGCCAAAGAUGUCAUUGGCUUUGCUAUUAUGUUUUUCAUUAUUUUCUUAGCAUAUGCUCAGCUGGCUUACCUUGUGUUUGGAACUCAAAUUGAUAACUUCAGCACUUUCCAGGACUGUGUCUUUACUCAGUUCCGCAUCAUUUUGGGAGACUUUAACUUUACAGAGGUUGAAGAAGCUAACAGAGUUUUUGGACCAAUUUAUUUUACUACAUUUGUGUUCUUUAUGUUCUUCAUCCUUUUGAACAUGUUUUUGGCAAUUAUCAAUGAUACUUAUUCAGAGGUCAAAUCAGAUAUGGCCCAGCAGAAGGCGGAAAUGGAACUGUCUGAUCUUAUCAAAAAGGGAUACAGUAAAGCCAUGAUCAAACUUAAACUGAAAAAAGCUACUGUUGAUGACAUUUCAGAGAACUUACGACAAGGUGGGGGCAAGUUAAACUUUGAUGAACUACGACAAGAUCUCAAGGGGAAGGGUCACACUGAUGCAGAGAUUGAAGCAAUAUUUACUAAAUAUGACCAGGAUGGGGAUCAGGAAUUGACAGAACAUGAACAUCAGCAAAUGAGAGAUGAUCUAGAGAAAGAGAGGGAAGAUCUAGAUCUGGACAGGAGUGUUCUACCACGUCCAAUGAGUGGUCGAAGCUUCCCUCGCAGUCUGGAUGACUCUGAAGAAGAUGAUGAUGAGGACAGUGGACACAGCUCCAGAAGAAGAGGCAGCAGUUCUAGUGGAGUUUCAUAUGAAGAAUUCCAAGUGCUGGUGAGACGAGUGGAUCGCAUGGAACAUUCCAUAGGGAGUAUUGUUUCCAAAAUUGAUGCUGUUAUUGUAAAGCUUGAAGCAAUGGAGCGAGCCAAGUUGAAAAGGAGAGAUGUGUUGGGAAGACUGUUGGAUGGAGUUACAGAGGAUGAAAGAUUGGGACGUGACAAUGAAAUCCACAGGGAACAAAUGGAGCAAUUAGUGCGAGAGGAAUUGGAGCGUUGGGAGUCUGACGACACAGUUUCCCGAAUGAGCCACUGCUUGGGAACACCAGUUGGCCUAAAUAGCCAGCCUCGUUCUAGGAAUUCUCGUCCAUCCUCCUCUCAAUCAACAGAAGGCAUUGAUAGAAGCGGAGGAGGGAAUGGUGGUAGCAAUAUCCAUGUGUAAUAUUCUUUGUUUUUUAAAUGUCAUUCCUGUAUUGUCACAGUGAAUGCACUAUUUACUAUUUGUUUUCCAAAACCAGUGAUGAAUGUUAAACCUACCAGUGUCCCCAGCUAAGGUUUGAUCAGUAAGCCAUAGGAACAUCAAAUCUACAACCACUAUGUCAGAUGUAGAGGGGCAUUAGAUUCCUACCCCACUAAAUAAGGUGGUGUUCCCAUUGCCACCUAAACUGGCUUUAGGAUCAUAAUGCACCAGCAGCAUUGCUUAAAAAGUAACUGCACUUACAGGAUCUGUGCCUGAGGAAUUUUAUAGUUUCCGUAUCCUCAUUCAGUAAAUACAACUGUUCUUUUUUUUUUCUAAGAACUUCCAUCUUAAUGUUGCUACACAGCAGGAGUUCAUUUUGGUUAAGUAAAAUAGGACA